This is a messenger RNA of Tupaia belangeri chinensis (Chinese tree shrew), 516 nucleotides long. It is a transcript of the gene AHSP, whose product is annotated as alpha hemoglobin stabilizing protein. Gene Ontology annotation, cellular component: cytoplasm. Gene Ontology annotation, molecular function: hemoglobin binding. The record is from RefSeq and is a predicted model, not a curated record. The coding region runs from base 87 to 365 and encodes 92 amino acids. Gene Ontology annotation, biological process: protein folding; protein stabilization; erythrocyte differentiation. The transcript is spliced from 3 exons. NCBI's taxonomy places the organism in Eukaryota, Metazoa, Chordata, Mammalia, Scandentia, Tupaiidae.
GCUUUCAUCUAGCUUGGCACAGAGAGACAUACAUACCCCAAAGAGUGCGGGUGACACGUACGUGGCACUGCUGCACCGAAAGGCAGAUGGCCCUUCUUCAGGUCAAUAAAGACAUCAUUGCCACAGGAAUGAAGAAAUUCAGUGUUCUCCUGGAUCAGCAGGUCUUUUCUGAACCUCCUAUCUCUGAAGAAGCCAUGGUGGUCGUGGUGAAUGAUUGGGUGAACUUCUACGUCAACUACUACGGGCAGCAGGUGACAGGGGAGCAGCAAGAGCAAGACCGGGCUCUGAAUGAACUCCGUCAGGAGCUGACCACUAUGGCCAGCCCAUUCCUGGCCAAGUACAGGGCCUUUCUGAAGUCCUUGUGAGCGUCUGACUCACCCACUGCCUUCCCCCAGCCCAGAGACCAGGCCUUCAUCUCUCCCAUCCUGGCUCUCUCUCCUGUCUCCAGACUGUGCCCCUUCCUGCUGUUACUAUAUUUUUGACACCUCAAUAAAUGCUGAUAUUGGUUUUACUGGA